Ilex paraguariensis (yerba mate) is the source of this 948-nucleotide messenger RNA. Lineage: Eukaryota; Viridiplantae; Streptophyta; Magnoliopsida; Aquifoliales; Aquifoliaceae. The record is from the annotation of a GenBank genome assembly.
AUGUUAGCAGAAGAUAAAGGCUGUACUAAUGUACUCGAAGCUUUUAUUGAUUACAUAUCUGGAAGGGAGAGAGAAAAUUUCCGUUCCAGGAGACAUGACAAUGAAGAUUCUGUUACUCUUACUACAAUACAUCAGUCAAAAGGCUUAGAAUGGGACUGUGUUUUCAUAGUAAAGGCAAAUGAAUCUGAGAUUCCCUUGUUGCAUGAAUUUAAUGGUGUUGCACAAGAAAAUGGUACCUCAGUUGAGGAGGAGCGACGCUUGUUAUAUGUGGCGAUGACUCGAGCACGGAAAAAGCUUUUCAUCCUAUAUGUUAUUAUGGAUUCAAAUUGGCAGGUUCUUCAACCAUCACGUUUUAUAAGAGAAAUUCCGGAUCAUCUUCAGGAGGUUCAGGGUGAUCUAAAUUUAAGAAGUUUGCAAACAAAUCACCAGCAACCUCAAAAAACAACUUCCGAGUCUAAUGCUGGUCUACCAAGGGAAAUGGAAUCUUCAGAAGUGAAUGUGGUGCUAAAUGAUUCUAUUAAUAUAGAUGACGCAUCCAAAGUGUCUGUCGAGGGAAUUGAGGCUUGCAACGGAAAUAGCUUUUUAAGAAGAUUUAGAACGGAGGACCGUGCAGUUGUUUCCCAUUUGUUCCAUCAAUGGGCUAAGAAGGCAGCAUUUCAAGACCCAAAUAGGUUACUUGACAAGGUUGCCUUUGUCAUUGACGAGCGUAUGAGAGGCCGGAAAUGCACACACAAGGAAGUGUUGCGUGCUUUGAAGUCCGACUUAAGGUGUGAUGAGGCAUUUCACUAUGCUGAAUAUGUUAUAAAGUGGGUGCAAAUUCCUUCUGAUAGGCGUGCUUAUCUAAUGAGGGAGAAACAGGAACAUUUUCAAAAACUAAGAAUCGAGAACGCAAUGGGCUCAUCAGCAGCUACUUCUAAACAGAAUCUCGCAAGUGCCCCUCUAUGGUGA